Priapulus caudatus is the source of this 1971-nucleotide messenger RNA. RefSeq lists its product as uncharacterized. The record is from RefSeq and is a predicted model, not a curated record. NCBI's taxonomy places the organism in Eukaryota, Metazoa, Priapulida, Priapulimorpha, Priapulimorphida, Priapulidae. The transcript has 11 exons. The coding region runs from base 212 to 1945 and encodes 577 amino acids.
UGAUGAUGAUGAUGAUGACGAUGAUGCUGCUGCUGCUGCUGCUGCUGCUGCUGAUGAUGAUGAUGAUGAUGAUUGCGGUGGAGGCGAGAAGACCUGCCUACAGCAACAAUCUGUGAAAAGUAAAGGCAGCAAUCCUGGAUUCUCCUUUUGCUGGGACAACAUCAAACCGCAAUCGAGUGUUUGGCACCAAGGGAGUGAAGCCUCCAGCAAGAUGCUCCUGAUGGCCAACUCGUAUGCUGUUCUGCACAGAGUGUCAUUUCGGGACUAUGAUGAAGAAGGCACCGUGGCAGCCAGCACGAUCCCAUUGCAGUGUUUCGUACCAAGUCGCGAAGACUACACACAUCUUCGUGAAACAAUGGAGACACUUGUGUGCCAAACACUUUUGCUGUACUUCUCAACAUCUGUGAACGAUGACAGUGGUUGCAACCCACACAUUCCACAUCGUUACUCCGCAGAGAUGCGCACGAAGAGCAGACUUGUCAACAUGGGAGUGAUUCCGGAAGACCCUACAACAAUGGCUGGUGUUAUCCGGGUCACGGAUGUGUUGCUGCAGUAUGUGCCGAGACUGAUGAAUGGCCGGCUCUACACGAUACCUUGCCAUGCGGACGCCCUGACAGUGGAACGCAUCCUCGAUGCCAAGAGGGCCAGAGCUGCAGGGCACACCAAGAUGGAGCGACUGCAGGGGGUGGAACCAGUUCCACAGGAGUUCCACAAGCGCGGAGUCCUGCUGCAAGAUACUAUGAACCUACUGUUCGAUGCGUGCAGUGCAAUCGAUAGAGGCACUCUUAGCAACAUUAAGAAUGUCUUCAACCAUAGAAAUCUAAAUAAACAUGUCAUGGGCAAUUUUAACGAUGUAGACGAUUUUCUACACUUUGUCACUGACGCGAUGAUUUGCACCCUAGCAUUGCAAAUAUGCUCCAUGGAAUCACUAGAUGACACACUAACAAUGAAUGUCACACAGCUGGCGAAGAGCAUUGUUGCCCAUGUUUGGCUGCAGUUGCCAAUGGCAGACGUUGCGGAGGUGAUCGACGCUGAAGUGGACACAAGUGGACAAGUGGACGAUGAAUAUACGAGCAUCGAUUACCCAUUCUGCGUAUGCAUGGAAGACAUAGGCACAGAGAUGAUCGCCUGCGAUAAUUCGGAGUGCGACAGCGGCAGCUGGUUUCACCUAGGUUGCGUCAACCUGAGUGAAAGCACCUUUCCACAAGGUACCUGGUUCUGCUGUGACAACUGUAAGUUGUCGCGUCCCAACAUCAGUCACCUGACAGGAAGUCGGAAAGACCACGUCUCGGAGUACAGCAGAUCUGUACUUUGGCGAGGUCUGCUGGACCGAGCAGGCAGGUCUGCUGUGAGAGAGGGAGAUGGCGCUGCAAUGCUCCGGAUGUGGAGAGUGGCCAUGCCAGACUUCUGGAACAACAAGCACUACAAGUACCUAAUUAUAGGACACCGCCUCCUCACAGGUGUAGCUGGCUGGUUACCACCGCGAAUUGCGCAUGACAUCACAUGGAACCGCACAGCAAACCUGAACGGAGGAGCAGGGAACAACGUGCCGCUUGACAGAGUUUGCGAAUUUCUCGAUGAUGACUUCCAAGUGACCCUAAAGCACUGUGGAGGCAGUUACACUGAUGCACAAAUACAGCGGUGCGGUCGCAUUGUUGGCCCUCUUGGCAAGGCGUUAGACGAAAGAUUUUCAGAAACGGUGGGGAAAGUCGAGAACCGGGUGAAAUUUUGCGACCUCAAGAAAGAUUGGCGGGCUGAUGUUGCCAAGUUUGUACACUUUUACAAGUCUGACCAGCUGUUCGCGGACAAGCCAGGGCGAAGGCACCGCGCAUUUCCAGCGUUUCAGCACAGCCUCAAGAUAAAAAAUCCUGAGCUUCUGAAGGCACGUCUUUCAAGCUACAGCAACAAGCUGGAUAGGCAGAGAGCUGUAAUGAUUCAGGAUUAAGUUGCAGUAGCUUCAAGCCUACAAAG